GCAAGAUCAGAGUUGGAGUUUGCUAGGGGUGGGGAUACUAGCCCGGCUACAGUGAUGACGCGAGACUGCGGGGCGAGGGUAGCGCCGCGCGCAGCCUCCGUGGCGCAUCUUCGAACUAAAAGGCACUGAUAGGACAGUAUAGCAGCUUCUACCCGGCACGUUAGCGGUUUGAUUUCAGUCGCUCCUUGGUCGCGCUAGAAACAACACGUCCCGCGCAUAGUUUCUUCAAACGGCCUGUACGCAACGCCAAAACGUCGCCUACUACAGCAGCACAGUUCCGUUCAAGUCGUGACAUGUGUACCUGACCCGAGUCCCGGUACCGGCUCCAAUACGACCCUCACAACAAAAACAAUUUGAACACGAAGAAACAAUUCAGACCACAACGCUCCGGUUCCAAAAUGAUUCCUCGGAGAAAGCACAACGCGUCUUCUGGUUCCCUACCACCACCCGAUGAUAAGAACGCCAGCAACGAUUAUAUAUUGUCGGAUAAGGACUCAAGCGAGGGAUGGCGUGCAUUGAUAAAACGUCGUCUCAACCGGAAAACUCUGCACAAAAGAUUGCCAGUAACAGCUUGGCUGCCACAAUACAACACCGAAAAAGCAAUUGGUGAUCUCAUUGCUGGCAUAACAGUUGGGUUGACGGUUAUACCUCAGUCGCUAGCCUAUUCGAACAUCGCUGGGUUGCCUCCUCAGUAUGGACUCUACGGUUCCUUUUUGGGAUGUUUCAUCUACAUCAUCCUCGGAGGAUGCCGAGCUGUUCCUGCAGGCCCCACUGCCAUUGCAUCAUUACUGACCUGGCAAGUUGCUGGAGGAGUCGUGGAAAAGGCCAUAUUACUUACAUUCUUAUGCGGACUCGUCGAAUUACUUAUGGGAGUUCUGGGCCUUGGUUUCCUAAUUAACUUUGUCUCCGGUCCAGUCUCUUCUGGAUUUACAUCAGCAGUUGCAUUGAUGAUCGCAACAUCGCAAGUCAAAGAUCUUUUUGCUAUCCAAGUUACCGGGACCACGUUUCUUCAACAAUGGAUUUCUGUCUUCAAGAAUAUACCUAAUGCUUCCCUCUGGGACCCUAUUCUUGGAUUUUCCUGCAUUGCUUUAUUGCUUUCUAUGAGGAAAAUCGGGAUGAUCAAACUGGGUACGGAAUCACCAGAGGGGCCCAAUACAAGACAGAAGGUUUUGACAAAAUCCAUGUGGCUUUUGGGUACUUGUCGAAAUGCUAUUGUUGUGGUGUUCACGGGAUUCCUAGGAUUUUGGUUCAUAUCUUCGAGUGGGGCUUCACCUUUCCGACUCAUGGCUGAAAGCGUACCGGGUGGUGCCAUACCAUCCGGAGUACCAAACCCUCAACUGCCACCGUUCAGCUAUGUUCGGGGAGACAACUCCACUGCUGAUUUCGUGGACAUGGUAUCGGAACUCGGUUCUGGUAUACUGGUUAUCCCUCUCAUCGUGUUGCUUGAAGAUAUUGCUAUCUGCAAGGCGUUUUCUGAUGGGAAAACUAUUGAUGCAACGCAAGAGAUGAUCGCACUGGGAUUUGUGAAUCUUGGCAACUCUUUCAUGCAAGCCUAUCCUGGCGGUGGAUCUUUGGCGAGAUCCGUCGUGUCAAAUGGAUCUGGAGUCAAGACUACUUUUAGUGGACUUUAUACUGGUGCAAUGGUGAUAUUGGCGCUACAGUUUUUCACACAGUAUUUCGAAUUUAUUCCAAAAGCGGCACUGGCGGCGGUGAUUAUCUCCGCCAUUCUGUUCAUGGUGGAAUACGACGUCGUCAGACCCAUGUGGCGAGCUAAGAAACUGGACCUGAUUCCCGGAUUAACCACGUUCGUGCUCUGCUUGACCCUACCAAUCGAGAUGGGAAUUCUGACAGGAGUGGUUGUUAAUAUCGUCUUCAUCUUGUAUCACGCUGCGCGGCCUAAGUUUUCUGUUGAGACGCUGAAGACCGAACAUGGAAUAGAAUACUUGAUGAUUACACCAGACCGUUGCCUCAUGUUUCCCUCUGUGGACUACGUACGCAGGCUUGUCACCAAAUGCGCUACUGGAAAUUCCGUUCCAGUUGUCAUUGAGUGCACACACAUUUAUAGCGCAGACUAUACAGCAGCUAAAAGCAUUGAGCAGCUAACAGCAGAUUUCCACGCAAGGCAGCAACCACUUUACUUCUACAACGUCAAGCCGUCUGUAUGUUCAAUAUUUGAAGCCGUAGCAAAGCCCGAACACUUUGUCGUCUUCUAUGAGGAUGAAGAACUGGACAGGCUUUUUGCCGCAGAUGAAAGAAUCACGCCUGAGAAACCCUUACCACCUCUGAACGCCUGAAUGUGAUAUUGAAAGCUCCUGGAUUAUAUUUUUGGAAUGAAUUUGACGGAAUAGUGUGAUAUUUUAGGAAUGAGGUAUACCAGGAUUGUAGUAAUCGGUGUGUAGUCGUCGAUGUAAAACUUCUAUUAUUAACUAUUUUAAGAAAAAAAAAUUGUGCAAACUUGAAACCAAUUGCUGAAAAUAUUCGAAUGGAAAAAUGUAUUACAUGCGCACGAAAUUAACUUAAUUUUAUAUACGAAUUAAGUUCCUAACAUUAGUUCUUAAUAAUUUUCUUACAUAAAAAUGUGCCAUAUUUUAAUACCACUUUUUGUAGAUAUCCCUUGAGUGCAGCAAAAUCUGAUUUGUUAUUCUAGUAUGAUUUCGAAUUUUUAACAAUUGGUAUCAUGGUUGUAUUCUGUUGAGAUCGGAAUGUUUAUGGCUUUGCAGCUUUGAUCGGCGUAGUCACCGCAUCCAUCAGUAUUAUUAUAUUAUAAAGCUAUCGCCAUACACGUUACGAUCUACCGGAGAUAUUACCACACUUGCCAGAAAGUAAACUUCUUCUAUAUCUUUUAAUUGUCUUUGUCUAUUACUAUUGUAUUAAAGAGUGAUUUAGAUAUAUAAUUGUUGAUGUUACUGGUCUUAUCUUCUAGAAAACGUUUCACUUUUACUUAUUCAUUACUUGCAAUAUAAUAAGGAGGUCUUAUGUACUGCAUACAUAGAGAAGACGUCUCAUAUUUACUGUUUCUAACACGAGGUAUGGCUAACUGUAGUCAACUCAAUUAGUCUGUGUUACGCAUUCGUAUAAAUAACACGCAUAUAACGCUGUAUACUACAAUACUGCUUUAUUAACUCUCGAAACACACAAGUCCAGAAGUGACAUCUUUUUGUUUAUCAUUAUAUCACACCCAAAUAAAUCGCGACGACAAUUAACAAUGAAAUGACAAAGUUUAAAUGAGCGCUAGUACUUUAAUCAUGCUUAUGACAUUUAUAUUGUAUAAAGCGCUUUCUAGCGCUGCAGCCUGCAGCGAAUAAAAUUUUUUUUUAUGACUUUUGCUUACGACAACUUCUCUUGUACGCAGUACAUAAUGUCUCAAUGCAAGUCAUAUAGUACAUUAGUAUUAUAACAAGUCACCGUAUACCGUAACGUAUACGUGACAUUUAUGGCAAAAGUGGUUAUAAUAACGGACGACUCGGAAGUGUUAAUAAUGUUUUCAACAAUUUAAUUGCAGCUCUUUUACAAAAAUAAGUAGCACACAAAUCGCUUUCGAUUUAUUUUAAUAUAAAAUCUAUUUUUGGAGACUAGGCAAAUAUUUUUUUUUUCAAAUAAUUGAAUAAUACUUCGUUUCUAUAAUUUGAUCAAAUGUUUAUUAUACAAAUAUAUUAUUAAAUAUAUAUUCCCUUUUAUUGUGAUGACAUGAUGGAUAUGUCUAUAUAUAUAUAUAUAUAUAUAUAUAUAUAUAUAUAUAUAUAUAUAUAUAUAUAUAUAUUUGUGAACUAGUAGUUAAAUCUAGGUUCAUAAAACUCCAUAUUUUCUGAGUCCUCCUUAUAACAUUUAUAUGACUUUCCUAUAGUGUGAUGACUUGCAAUUCUGCUUUUUUUACUAAAUUAAUAUUGCACAGUACAGUACAAGCACAAUUUCUAGUAAACUAAAAUUGGACUGGGGAACUUUGUUAUGCAUGAAAAGUUAAUUCUAGAUACAUCAGUGUCUCAUUAAAGUAAUAAUAGAAUCAUUAUAUUGCUUCUAUUUAGAACUCUAUUGGAUUGUAUGUUAAUAAAUAUAACUAUUUAUCUACUACUUAAAUAGUGAAACUAUCAUUUAAAGUAGUAAAAAUAAAAGUAGAGUAUAUUUUGACAUUAUUAUUGGUAUAUUUAAAGUAUAUUGUCGUUGUCUGAAACUAGGAAACUAAUCACAAUUUGAAUUUUCUGGAAAAUCUGUCAUAACUAUUUCUAAUAUCUCAAAUAGAAGAAUAUAAUAUUAUCAGCCAGUUUUAUUUUACGAUUUGUCCUUUUAGAUAAGAUCCAAAGAGUAUAUAGGCACUUUUUGGAUUUGCCAAAGAGUAUUUAAAGUAUAUUCGUAUCAACGUUAGAAUUUACACUGAGUUUUGUUUAACUAUUUCCUGUAUGAUCCACUUACAAUUAUUUUUCUUUUAAUUUUAAUGACAGAGAGUGGUAGGGCGUCUCUCGCUAUUGUUGUGAUUGUAGAUUUUUAAGUAGAAUUUUAAUUAGUAUUAUGUACUUAUUGCCAUGUUUUAACUCCACAUAAUAUCAUAACAUUGUACCUUUAAAACUCGUGAUAAAUUUUUAACAGAUUAAACAGAUUUAUAACUAGUUUGACAUUCUGCGUACCAAAUCUUAGAAUUUUAAUUAAUGUUUUAUUAUCUAUAGAUUUAAUGUUUAAUUAUUUCAUCCUUACUGAAUGUACAAAUUUUGAGAGACCUGUUAUUGAAUGUCAAAAAUAGGAUUAUAUUGCCGCGCAAAAGUUUAUCCAAGAAAACCAAAUGACAUUGACAUUAUAAAUUAGUAAUCUGUGUUUGCUUAGACUUUGAUUUUUAUUAUACGGUAGGUAUGUAGUUGUUUCGAGUACAAGUUAGGUUGUAAGAGAUUUAUUAUCAAUUUUAAACAAAACGAGCAGGAGCCCAGUGCGUGCGUCCUUAAUUUUAUUAUAGGUAUUUCUAACGUUAUUUUAUAUCUAUAUUAUAACUUAAUUAGUAAUUAAGUUUAAUUAUAUUUUAUUGAUUAUUCCAUGUAAAUUCCAUGUUGCGUUUGAUCUAUUAGAAAUCAAUUUAUAUAUUGUUAAUAUAAAUGGAUAAAACUAUGCAUGUUAAAAUUGUAAAUGAAUGCUCAAAAGGCGAUAAUAAAGCAAUAAAUUUUCAUGUAGGCGUAGACGAAUAUCAAUUAAUUGGAAUUAAUUUUCAUUUAUUUUUUGGAGAGAGAUAUCAUAUUUGGAGAGCUUUAAAUAUAUGUCAUAAUAUUUUCUAUGCUGUACCUUAAUCCUAACAUUGUAUAAAUUUAAGAAUUGGCCAUUCUGAUUGUCAUUAAUGAAUAAUUUGAUUAUUUAAGCAAUAAAUAAUUCAAUGCUAUAAAAAAUAUAUUUUAAAUAUUACAUUAUUAUUGGUACUUUCCGAAACAUUGAUACAAUGGUCGUAAAUAUCUGAAGAUGGUAAACGGUAGGUACUUGUAAAAUAUUAUGUACCUACUUUUAUUUAAUAUAUUGACAAUAUUGACUUAUUACUUAUUACUAUAUAAAUAAAGUUCAAUCAUCAUUUGCAAAAAAAAAUCCUCUCCUGAAAAUAAUUGAUAAAAUAUAUAUAGGGUUCGUUCCUAAGCGGAUGUUUCUAUAAAAGGAUACGUAUUUAAAAGCCAAAAUAACAAACCUACAAACGCUACUGUAAUGGUCUUUGGUUUGUAGGUACUAUAAGUGUGGAGUACAAUAGGUACAUAAGACUUAAUCUACAUACUAGACUAUUUUGGUAUGUAGGUCUAUGUCAUAAGGGCGCGCUCACACUUGCUCAAGCUCAACUUCAUUUCUCAAAGCGUAUUAAGGUACUGAAAGUUUCUUGUUUAUGAUAACUAAGGUGAAUUACACUUUUAAUAUUAUUGUUGUUCAAAAAACCUAUACCUUGCAGUUAUUAAUUUAAACUUCUGACUUAUAGUUCUAACAAAACAUGACUUGGGUAUUUACUUUAGGUAUCCAAUCCGACCUAUACGUACACUCACUUGAAAUCGGUCACAAAGAACUGCGAUCGAGUUCGAACAAAGACCGUACCUUAUCUAAAGUUUGCAUGACGUUCGCAGUAUGUUCUAUUUGAGCCGCCAUCUUGUUUGUUGAUGAAACAAAAUGGCCGCUUAACCCCAUCCUAAAGUUCGGAGAUUAUAAGUUAUAUUAUAAUGAUUGACUUCCAUUUUCAAAACUAAAUUGUAACGUUAUUGAUUUAAUAUUUCUUUGUAUACAUGCGGCUUUUAGUAGAAACUUUCAGUAUCACUCACUACAUGUGACAAAAAAAAUAUUCAGUAAUUAUAUUUUGAAAAAAUACAUACUAACUUCUGUGUUAUAAAUGCAUAUUUUUAUGAAACAUAAUUCAAUAAUAAUUGUACUAUGAUUCGAAGUUGAGUAACCUUUUGGCUUCUUCAUAUAAUAUACUUACUACUUUUGUAAUAGUAAAAGAUUUUAUUAUAAAAAAUAACGCGAAUAUAUUUUAUUGAAUGUCUACUGGGAAAUCUUAGAUAUAACCCAAUUUAUGUACUUAUUUAUAAAAUGGAGAUUUAAAAUUAAUAUUUUAAAUAGUUAAAUGCUUCUAGAUUUUAAAUGUGUAUUUAAAGGAUGGUGCGUUUAUGAGAUGACUAAUAUUUUCCCAGUUCAAAGAACAAAUACUAUUCUAUUAAAACUCUUUGAGAGUUAGAUGAUAAA
This is a messenger RNA of Leptidea sinapis, 6681 nucleotides long. RefSeq names its product sodium-independent sulfate anion transporter (gene Esp). The record is from RefSeq and is a predicted model, not a curated record. Gene Ontology annotation, cellular component: membrane. NCBI's taxonomy places the organism in Eukaryota, Metazoa, Arthropoda, Insecta, Lepidoptera, Pieridae. The transcript is spliced from 11 exons. Gene Ontology annotation, molecular function: sulfate transmembrane transporter activity. Gene Ontology annotation, biological process: transmembrane transport. The coding region runs from base 399 to 2294 and encodes 631 amino acids.